Gasterosteus aculeatus aculeatus (three-spined stickleback) is the source of this 3987-nucleotide messenger RNA. The record is from RefSeq and is a predicted model, not a curated record. NCBI's taxonomy places the organism in Eukaryota, Metazoa, Chordata, Actinopteri, Perciformes, Gasterosteidae.
UUGGCCUAUACUUGGUGUUUGUGUCCCCUCAUUCUUGCCACAGGCUAUGAGCCGGCCUGUGACAAAUGGGGGCUCGUCCUUAAGUUAAAGUUAAUUAUACUUUAGUCGUUAGUAUUUGAGUACUCUAAUAGUUUGCCUUAUUUGGUUAAGGUUUUGUCUAGAUUGUUUUGGCUUUGUCAUUGAUUAUAUUUGUUUACUUGAAGUUUGGUUCAUGUUGAUUAUUGUUCUGUAGUUAACUUGGGUUAAUCAUGUUAGGUUAGAUUGCCAAACUUUUUGUUUGAGGGGAAGCUUUAGUUUGGCCAAUAUUGUUGGAGAGAGCAUUGAGAGCCAGGUCUUCCUUUUGUUUGGUUAGCUUUAUAGUUUGAGUUCACAAUUCACUCUGCUUUUUCUGGGGUUUUGUUCAGAUGGGAGUCCUCUCCUUUUGAGGCUUAUCAGCGAGUAUCAAUAGGAGGCUCGUGGUGUUUUUGUUUUAGGUGGCAGUGAACGUGGGUAGAGCUUCCCUUGUUUCCUUUUCCCCUACAUCGGCUCGGGAGCACCUCCGUGGAUGUGGGGGGGCAGCCAGCUUCUGGUUGUCUUUCCACUCUGCUGGUUUUGUGUGCAUAAAAACCCACCACAUGUGACUGCACGAAGACUAGGGGCCAGUUAGUUAGUUUUUUUUGGAGAAUAGUGGGGUGUGGCUCCUGUCCUUAAACCCAGACUGGCAGUAGGUGAAUUGUGUACAUUUUUUUUUUCCCUCAGAGUUGGUAAUGGUUGUAUUGGUUGAGGAAAAUGUCUUCUAUUCUAAGUGGUUUUGUUCAAACUCCUUCAGAGGUAGCUUUGGAAUUGUGUACUAAGGAGCAGUUAAUUGAAAUUGCUGACCAUUAUAAGAUUGAGAUUGAUGAUGGAAAACUUAAAGAGUCUGUCAAAGCUAGAUUAAAGCAGGGUCUUAGAGAAAUAGGUGGUGUUUGGGGUCACUCUGUUAGUGAGGGUGCAAGUUUUCAGUCUAGCCCUUCAUUAACUUUUGAGCAGCAGCGGGAGCUGUUGCAAAUGCAGUUAGAGAUAGCACGAUUGCGGAAUGUCAAUAGACCAGAAGGAGUACAACAGUUGGACGUUUCACAGAAUCUUCGUUUGUUGCCUAAAUUUGAUGAGUCAGAUCCAGACACAUACUUUACGCUAUUUGAUCGUAUUGCAGAAGCUAGAGCUUGGUCAGAUCUGGACAUGACUAUGUUGUUGCAAUGUGCACUUACAGGUAAGGCACGUGAGGCUUUUUCAGCACUGAGUGUAGCUGACAGUAAAGUUUAUGCUAAAGUUAAAUCGGCAGUUCUGAAGGUCUACGAGCUCGUACCAGAGGCAUAUCGUCAACGUUUUCGUUACAGGAAGAAACAAGAUUCGCAGACUUAUUCUGAAUUUGUUCGCGAUUUGACUUCUGCAUUUAAUCGUUGGUGUACAGCUUCUGAAGCUAGUACUUUUGAGGAUCUGUCUAACUUGAUCGUGUUAGAACAGUUCAAAAACUCUGUAUCUGACCAGGUUGCUACAUACAUUAAUGAGCGAAAAGUUAAGUCGCCAAGUGAUGCAGCAGUCCUUGCAGAUGAGCACAGGUUAACACAUAAAAGCCAUUUUGAGUCAAAUAGUGAUAUGCACUUUAAAAACUUUACUCCUAGGAAUAGUAAGUCAUCUUUUUCUGGAGCUUCGUUCCAAAGGCCACAGAAGUUUGGUUUUGGGGGACCUAAAGCACCAUUAAAAGAUAAUACCUGUCGCUACUGUUUAGUUGAAGGACAUUGGAAGAAAGAUUGUCCGUUACUUAGAUCAAAGAAGUUAGCUCAAGCUAAACCGGCUGUGAUGGCCGUUUCUGGUACAGCCUCUGACCAUCAGGGUGAGUUUUUUCAGCCAAAAGUUGAGUUUGGUUCUCAAUCUCACCAAGGUGACUUUUCAGCUUUUGUUUCGGAUGGUGUGGUGUCGCUGGUAGAUGGCAACCACAAUGUUCCAAUUAGGAUCUUGAGAGACACUGGAGCUUUGGAUUCUUUUAUUUUGGAGUCCAUUUUGCCUUUCUCUAAGGUGUCUGAUACUGGCAGUUGUGUAAUGGUACGUGGCAUGGGUUUAGUUCCAUUCUCUUCCCCUUUACAUGUAGUAACUCUAAAAUGUGGUCUGGUAGCGGGUGAUGUAGCGGUUGGGGUUAGACCCCAGUUGCCAGUAGAGGGAAUACACAUGAUUCUGGGGAAUGACUUGGCAGGUAGUAAGGUGUGGGCGGAUGGCAAAAUAAACAUCUUUAAGAAGCAACCUUCAGUGCCCCCUGCAAAGGUAUCUCCAGAAUACAGUUGUGUGUCUCCUGAGGUAUUUCCAGGGUGUGCUGUUACCCGCUCUGCCGCACUCAAGAAGAUUGAGAGUAAGCCAGAAAGUCUCGAGUUGCCAGUUAAACUUCAAACUGAACAGUUGACUAGUUCUAGAGAGUCAUUGAUAGCUGAGCAAAAGGCCGAUACUACCUUAACUGAUCUGUUUGAUAGAGUUGUUCCUGAGGCAGCGGUGAGGAAUAAUGCUCAGUGCUAUUUUCUUCUUGAGGGACUGUUGGUCAGGAAAUGGGUUCCACACUCUGUUCAGGGUCUAGGCGAACCAGUUUUUCAGAUAGUUGUACCUACUGUUUUGCGAAACAAAGUGUUGCAAACUUCACAUGGUGAGGUGGCAGGUCACAUGGGUGUUCGUAAAACUUAUGAUCGCAUACUCAGGCAUUUUUUCUGGCCUCGUUUAAAGCGAGCUGUAGCUCAGUUUAUUAAAACUUGUCCUACGUGUCAGCGCACAAGCAAGCCAAACCAGGUUGUGAAGCCAGCUCCUUUGUAUCCAAUACCAGCCAUAGGACAACCUUUUGAGCAUCUUAUUAUCGAUUGUGUUGGGCCUUUACCACGGUCUAAGUCAGGUCAUAACUACUUAUUAACUGUUAUGUGUCACGCAACGAGAUAUCCGGCAGCUUUUCCCUUGCGUACCAUAACUUCAAAAGCAGUAGUUAAAGCAUUAACUCAAUUCAUUUCUACAUUUGGAAUUCCAAAAAUCAUCCAGUCAGAUCGGGGUUCUAACUUUACCUCCCAUUUAUUUGCUCAGGUUCUCAAACAGCUAAAAGUUAAACACAACAAGUCUACUGCGUUCCAUGCCCAGAGCCAGGGAGCUUUGGAACGAUUUCACCAAACUUUAAAAUCUUUGCUUCGUUCGUACUGUACAGAACUGUCUGCAGAUUGGGAGGAGGGGUUACCUUGGUUACUACUAUCUGCUCGUGAGGUAGUACAGGAGAGCACAGGGUUCAGCCCAAAUGAUUUGGUGUUUGGUCAUAAGGUACGGGGGCCUUUAGCAGUGCUGCAGGAUGGUUGUUUGCCUGAAGAACCACCUCGGAACCUCAUUGACUAUGUAAAUGGAUUUAGGCUGAAGUUGUAUAGAGCUGGAGAACUGGUGAAAGAAAAGCUAAAAUGUUCUCAAAAGAAAAUGAAAUUGAGAUAUGACCGACAGGCGGAGUUGCGUGAGUUUACUCCCGGUGAUCGUGUACUUGCUCUUUUGCCUCUUGUAAGUUCACCUUUUCAGGCAAAAUACUGUGGUCCUUUUAAUGUGUUGCGCAAAGUGUCAGAUUUGAACCGUUCAACCUUGAUAUUAGACAUAUUAGUGGCAAGGAUAAUAUCAUUGCUGACGCUCUGUCCCGUGCUCCUGUAACCUAGUUGGUAUGUUCUUUCUGUUGACCCCUACGGGUUGUCUGCGCCUCGUUUCUCUUAAUUUACUCCCUAGGUACCAGGGCUGCAGAGUUUGAGGUAUGGACAGUCAGGCGGGGGACACAGGGUGACUGUUAGGAGCCAGGACGGGUAUUCUUUUUGUUGUAUUUUGAGGGAACUGUUUGGAUUGUUUUCAAUGUGGGCCAAAUUUUGGGGCUGAGGGUUGGACCCUCAUCUUAAGGAGGGGGGUGUCACGGCUCCUCCUCGGCCUUGCAGGGGCGGUUCCUCCUGCAGGCAGAGGAGGGUCUGUAGCGAUUGGAGCCAC